UUAAACCACAAGGAUUUUUUUCAAAUUUCAUUCCUCUUAUCAUUUACUAAAGCCCACUCAAAUCUCACUCCUCCUCCUCCAAAAACCCCUCUCUCACUCUCUCUCCUCCAUCGCCGCUUCCUCUGUAGGCGAACCCUAACAUCUUCUCCUCCAUUUUCUCUCUCCUCCACCAUCAAUGGCGGCCACAUCCACCUCAUCCGACCCCGCCACCACUGAAGGUCCCGUACUCAGCGUAAUCAGCAAACGCCUCCGUGCUCUCCGCAAGAAGCACAAUCGCAUCACUCAAAUGGAGGAAUCUCUCGCACAAGGUAAAACCCUAAACAAAGAACAACAAGACGUUCUUCGCUCUAAACCUUCCGUUCUUACUCUCAUCGAUGAGCUUGAGAAGCUUCGCGCUCCUCUCUCUUCAGCUGUCGACGAAGAAAUCUCUCUCGCUAUUUCCUCCAAAACCUCGCCGGAAAACCACCAGUCUUCGCCGGAGAAUCAUCGUGAUAAUGAUGAUGUUGAUGAGGUUGAGGUUGAUCGAAUAGAAGGUGUUGUGAAAGAUCUGUUGUACUUGAUGUAUUUCGGGAGUUUGUUUGAUGUGAAACCUCAGAGUGAGUUCACUUCUUUGAUGUUGACUCGUACUCAUGAGCGUGGAUGUUGCUUGACUUACGAUUAUGUUACUGAUGAUGCUACUGAUCUUCUUGCUGAGCGUGAUUUGGACUUGAUUUCGGCGGUGCAAGCUUUGAUGAUCUCUCGUCCGGUGAAUUCUGCUCUGUCGCAUCAGAAUGCGUUGGAGAAGUGUAUUCAUCACGCUAAGUUAUGGCUUCAGAGUUCGGAUGAGACUCUGGAUUCGCAAUCAGCUGUAACAUAUGCUGGAUUGAGGGAGAAAUUGAAUAAGAUUAUGGCUUCGGAUUAUUUCACUGCUACACCGCAGAUGAAAGGGCCUGGGGAAGUGGCGGCGGCUGCGGCGGUUGGGAAUUUCGGUUCUUUCCAGGUACCAGUGCAGGAGAGUAUGGUGCCUGUUGAAGUGCCUGUUCAAAUUGAGGGAUCCGCUGAGCAGUAUGCAGAUACGGAGGAGAAUCUGGCUAAUUAUGAAGAAUAUGAGACUGGGGAACAUCAAACUGGGAACGGUGAGGAGUUUCAGAAGGAUGACUUGGAGGCCGAGAAUCCGCCUGAAGUGGUCUCAGCCCAAACAGAACAAGAUCAAUUUCAGGCUGAGGAAGAGUAUGGCUACAGAAAUGCAGACUACAAGGAGCACCAGUAUAUACCCAGAAGAGGUGCAAGAGGUGGCCGUGGUGGUGGAGGUGGUCGCAGAGGAUAUCCUAAUGGCAGAGGAGGCAGAGGUAACGGCAGGGCAGGUGGGCCUUACCAGAAUGGACGUGGUCAGUUCUAUGAUAACUAUCCUAGAAACUAUUACAAUAGAAGAGGUGGCAGAGGUGGUGGUGGUGGUGGUGGUAAUGGUGGUAAUGGCGGAAACUCUUACUACAAUCAUUCUCCAGCAGCUCAAGGCAACCACAACCAAGCAAAUAUGGGGGUCGAAUCAUAACACGAGCAAAAUGGCAUAUGUUUUGGUUACUGGCUCGUUGUUGGUGGGUUCUGGUUAUGUUUUGCUCUGCGUUGGGCACAGUUGUUGAGUUGCAUAUGUAGGUCUUUUAUAUGAAUUCACCAAUUUAUUUGGAUACCUCCUCUUGGUGUCGUGCCCCUUCUGUAGUUCAGUGAAUGGAUGGUUUUGACUAAAAUCUUCUAAUAUAACAUGAUCUGGAGAGCUCGUCAUCUUUUGUCCAACAA
Molecule: messenger RNA, 1773 nt
Organism: Beta vulgaris subsp. vulgaris (sugar beet)
Lineage: Eukaryota; Viridiplantae; Streptophyta; Magnoliopsida; Caryophyllales; Amaranthaceae
Exons: 4
Coding region: 176-1531 (451 amino acids)
Source: RefSeq, a predicted model, not a curated record